Molecule: messenger RNA, 1304 nt
Organism: Nicotiana attenuata
Lineage: Eukaryota; Viridiplantae; Streptophyta; Magnoliopsida; Solanales; Solanaceae
Product: protein CUP-SHAPED COTYLEDON 3
Exons: 3
Coding region: 1-1221 (406 amino acids)
Biological process (GO): regulation of DNA-templated transcription
Molecular function (GO): DNA binding
Source: RefSeq, a predicted model, not a curated record
AUGCUGUCAAUGGAAGAAAUAUUAUGUGAACUUAGUAGAGAAGACAUGAAUAAUGACAAAGGUCUACCACCUGGUUUUAGGUUUCAUCCUACUGAUGAAGAACUCAUCACUUUCUACCUUGCCUCUAAGGUUUUUAACGGCACCUUUUGUGGUAUUCAGAUUGCUGAAGUUGACCUCAACAGAUGUGAGCCCUGGGAACUUCCAGAAGUGGCAAAGAUGGGGGAGAGAGAAUGGUAUUUCUUUAGCUUAAGGGAUAGAAAAUACCCAACCGGACUAAGAACAAACCGGGCAACAGGAGCUGGUUAUUGGAAAGCUACAGGAAAAGAUAGAGAAGUGUACAGUGCAACAAAUGGAGCACUCCUUGGGAUGAAGAAAACAUUGGUUUUUUACAGAGGAAGAGCACCAAAGGGUGAAAAAACCAAGUGGGUUAUGCACGAAUAUCGUCUUGACGGUGAUUUUUCCUACCGUUACUCUUCUAAGGAGGAAUGGGUGAUAUGCAGAAUACUACACAAAAUAGGGGAGAAGAAAAAUCCAAUAUACCAAGGUGCAGGACAAAACUAUGGCUACCCUACAAGCUUGAAAACAUGGCCAUCAUCAUCAUCUUUUCUUAACACAGCAGCAGCAGCAGCAGAAGCAGCUCCAAAUCCUAUAUUGGCUGAAACACCAAAUCCAAAAACCACAACAACUACACAUUGUCAAGAAUCAUUCCAAAUAUCACAAAACUCAGUGCAAUCACUGCACAACUUUUAUCUAUUUCACCACCAAGAAAACGACCUUAUGAAAUCCAUCUUCAACCCCAUUAAUGUUUCCCAAACAAACCUCUUCCCAAUAAAUAAUAAUGUCCUUUCUUCUGCUACCUCUUUUUCUACACCCCAAAGCACAAAAAAAUACAAAGAAGACAUAAACAAAAACUCGUCACUAUCAUCUGUCCUCUUUAGUAAUGCCCUUUACAGUUCAAAGAAAAAUGAAAAACAACAAGUCUCACUAAUGCAGGCUAACACAACAAUGAAAACAGAAGCCAGUUUUUCACCAUAUUCUGGUUGUUACAAUGACCAAAACCCUAGGCCUACAAAUUUUGGUAUGAAUAAUUCAUCAGAUUGGAGUUUAGUCGGCAUAGAAGGGAUGUAUUUUAAUGGUGGAUGUACUCAGUCUCAGAUGGUGUUGGAUCACAUGCAUUGUCCCAUCAAAAUCACUGCAGAAUCUUGGCCUCUCGAUCUCUAAAAAUAGAAGAUUUUGUUUUUCCAUAUAAUUUCUACAGUUAUGUCAUCCUCUAUAUAAUUAUGACUACUGUUAUGUCAUCCUCU